Messenger RNA from Uranotaenia lowii, 812 nucleotides. RefSeq names its product eukaryotic translation initiation factor 3 subunit D-like. Gene Ontology annotation, molecular function: translation initiation factor activity. Gene Ontology annotation, biological process: translational initiation. NCBI's taxonomy places the organism in Eukaryota, Metazoa, Arthropoda, Insecta, Diptera, Culicidae. The transcript is spliced from 5 exons. Gene Ontology annotation, cellular component: cytoplasm; eukaryotic translation initiation factor 3 complex. The record is from RefSeq and is a predicted model, not a curated record. The coding region runs from base 144 to 812 and encodes 222 amino acids.
AAACGCCAAGUCGUCGGUCGAUCUUUCACCUGCGUAGCCACGUUCGGCAUAUUUUUCCAUUCGCGUUUGCUGGUGCGAAAAAUCGUAUAAUCUCGGUGUAAAUUCGUUCAGCGACUCCAAAACACGGUCCACCGGAAGCGACGAUGAGUGAGACCAUCGCGUGCACCCCGGAAUCGACACUGUUCGAACCUCCGCAGCUGCAAUUCAACGAAGAAGGAUGGGGUCCAUGCGAGUUGCCGGACGCCUUCAGGGAUAUUCCCUAUCAACCGUUCAGCAAGAGCGAUCGUUUGGGAAAGAUUUCCGACUGGACCGGAACGGCCCAAACGGACAAGAAGUACUCCAAUAAGUACGUGUCUCAAUUCGGUGGUGGCAGUCAGUACGCGUACUACCAUGAGGAGGAUGAAACGACAUUCCAUCUGGUGGAUAGCGCCAGGAUUCAGAAGCCACCGCAUCAGCGGGGUCGAUUCCGUGGAAAUAUGAGAAACAACAGGGGCCGUGGUCGUGGGUCUCGUGGAGGUGUUCAGGCCGGUGGAAUGACAACGCUCAACAAAAACGCGAACAAGGGUCGGGAUCAGCGCCGUGGAACGACCCGCAAGUGGGGCCACCGUUUGCCGCCACCCAAGAACCGUGACGCUUCCGUUGCGGUGCGUCCCGAUUGGUCCAUCAUCGAAGAGAUGGAUUUCCCUCGGCUGUAUAACUGGAAACCAACAAAUGAGGCCCAACGAGCCACCCACGAGACAGCUUGGGCUAGUUUUCGUCGAAUGGCCUUAACGGUGGCGCCAACAACCAUCAAAAGCACGUCAUCAGCGUAA